AUGGAAGAAGGCUUAGCCACGAUACCCCAAGCUCUAGCUAACAAGGGCUACGAACAGGUACUUCAUCUUCAUAUCGGCCAGGCUGGUGCCCAGCUGGGUAACAGCGCUUGGGAGCUGUACCUCCUCGAGCACGGCCUCGGGCCUGACGGCCGCCCUGAUCCAAAUGCUAAGGACCUCGCCGAAGGUGGUUCUUUCGAGACCUUCUUUACCGAGACGAGCAGUGGCAAAUACGUCCCCCGCUCCAUCUUCGUCGACCUCGACCCUUCACCAAUCGACGAAAUCCGCACCGGCAACUACCGCCAGCUCUUCCACCCAGAGCUUCUGAUUAGCGGGAAAGAGGAUGCCGCCAACAACUAUGCCCGUGGCCACUACACUAUUGGCAAGGAGAUGAUUGACAAUGUCAUCGACCGCAUCCGCCGUGUCACCGACAACUGCAAUUCACUCCAGGGCUUCUUGAUCUUCCAUUCCUUUGGCGGUGGUACUGGCUCUGGAUUCGGCGCUCUGCUGCUCGAGCGUCUCGCGACCGACUACGGCAAGAAGUGCAAGCUGGAGUUCACUGUUUACCCCGCGCCGCGUCUCUCCUCUGCCGUUGUCGAGCCCUACAACGCUGUCCUUUCCACCCACAGCACCAUCGAGAACUCAGACUGCACCUUCCUGGUUGACAACGAGGCCGUGUACGAUAUCUGCCGCCGGAAUCUGGACAUUCCCCGGCCCAGCUAUGAGCACCUCAACCGUCUGAUUGCACAGGUCGUGUCUUCCAUCACCUCGUCUCUGCGCUUCGAUGGCGCCCUGAACGUCGACCUCAACGAGUUCCAGACCAACCUGGUCCCGUACCCCCGUAUCCACUACCCGCUCAUUAGCUACGCGCCUGUCAUCUCGGCUGCCAAGAGCGCUCACGAGAGUUUCAAGGUCUCGGACCUGACCUUCCAAUGCUUCGAGCCCAACAACCAAAUGGUCGUCUGCGACCCGCGCAAGGGCAAGUACAUGGCUGUGGCCCUCCUCUACCGCGGCGACGUGGUCCACCGCGACUGCAGCGCCGCCGUGGCCCAGCUCAAGUCUAAGGCGUCGUUCAACCUGGUCGAGUGGUGCCCGACGGGCUUCAAGAUCGGCAUCAACUACCAGAAACCCGUGGCCGUCCCCACCGCGUCGCCGCAGGACGGCGGUCUAGCCGCCGUCGACCGCUCCGUCUCCAUGCUGUCCAACACGACCGCCAUCGCCGAGGCCUGGUCGCGCCUCGACUACAAGUUUGAUCUGAUGUACAGCAAGCGCGCCUUUGUGCACUGGUAUGUUGGCGAGGGCAUGGAGGAGGGCGAGUUUAGCGAGGCCCGCGAGGAUCUGGCUGCCCUUGAGAAGGACUACGAGGAGGUCGCUGCCGACUCGUUUGAGCCUGGUGAGGGCGAGGCCGAGUAUUAA
This is a messenger RNA of Parathielavia appendiculata, 1413 nucleotides long. Its product is annotated as tubulin-domain-containing protein. The record is from RefSeq and is a predicted model, not a curated record. Gene Ontology annotation, molecular function: structural constituent of cytoskeleton; GTP binding. The transcript is spliced from 4 exons. Gene Ontology annotation, biological process: mitotic cell cycle; microtubule cytoskeleton organization. Gene Ontology annotation, cellular component: microtubule; cytoplasm. Lineage: Eukaryota; Fungi; Ascomycota; Sordariomycetes; Sordariales; Chaetomiaceae. Bases 1 to 1413 code for a protein of 470 amino acids.